Molecule: messenger RNA, 2249 nt
Organism: Carcharodon carcharias (great white shark)
Lineage: Eukaryota; Metazoa; Chordata; Chondrichthyes; Lamniformes; Lamnidae
Product: E3 ubiquitin-protein ligase RING2
Exons: 8
Coding region: 301-1269 (322 amino acids)
Cellular component (GO): ubiquitin ligase complex; PcG protein complex
Molecular function (GO): chromatin binding; ubiquitin protein ligase activity
Source: RefSeq, a predicted model, not a curated record
CACAAAUAGUGCAGACGAAUGGAACCCAGCCUCUUAGCAAAACAUGGGAGCUCAGCUUAUAUGAGUUACAGAGAACACCUCAGAAUUCCUCAAAUAUUGAAGUAAUGCUUGAAGUUUGGUGGACGACACACAUGUUAUUAAUAUUCAAAAAUGGCUCAGGUACAAAACCUGGCAAUUACAGACUAGUUAGCCUGAUACCUAUAACUGGGAAAAUUCCUUCAGGGCUUUCUAUGGGAUACAAGAACACAGAUAUAACACGGAGUAGUUACCAUGAUUUUAUAAGAGGCAAUCACAGAUGGCAUGGAGAUUGCAGUGUCACCCAGAAGUCUGCACAGUGAGCUGAUGUGUCCUAUUUGCCUAGACAUGCUGAAGAACACUAUGACAACCAAAGAGUGCCUACAUCGCUUCUGCGCUGAUUGCAUUGUUACUGCCCUCAGGAGUGGAAACAAAGAAUGUCCAACGUGUAGAAAGAAACUGGUCUCCAAGAGGUCGCUGCGGCCAGAUCCAAACUUUGAUGCGCUGAUCAGCAAAAUAUAUCCCAGUCGAGAUGAGUAUGAGGCACACCAAGAACGGGUGCUGGCCCGGAUCAGCAAACACCAUAACCAACAGGCCCUGAGCCACAGCAUUGAAGAGGGACUCAAAAUGCAAGCACUUAACAGAGCGCAGAGGGUGAGAAAACAUCAGGCUGAGAAUGGCAGUGGAGCAGAAGACAAUGGGGAUAGUUCACAUUGCAGUAAUGCCUCCACGCAUAGCAACCAGGAGGCAGGACCAAGUCAAAAACGUGCUAAGACGUCAGAUGAUUCGGGUCCAGACCUUGACACCACAAAUGAAAAUGGGACAGGUGAUCCUGAUCCAGUGACUGAUGGAACCAAUGAAAUUGAACUGGUCUUCAGGCCUCAUCCUACGCUAAUGGAGAAAGAUGAAACAGCACAGACCAGGCAGGUCACGGUUGGUGUCCAGAGGAUUGUGGGGCGCACACCGGUGUCGAGAAAGCGGUAUAUAAAAACAACAGGAAAUGCCACUGUUGACCAUCUGUCCAAGUACUUGGCUAUGAGAUUAGCCCUAGAAGAGCUCAGGAAAAAUGAAGAAGCGAAUCCAAUGAAUGUGGAAACAGUCAGUGAGAAGCAAUACACCAUUUACAUUGCAACGGUGAACGGCCAAUUCACUUUGCUGAAUGGUUCUUUUUCCCUGGAGCUCGUUAGUGAGAAAUACUGGAAGGUGAACAAACCUAUGGAACUAUAUUAUGCACCAACUAAGGAACACAAAUAGGCAUUGGCAUAAGAUCCGUGCCAAAUAAAUGAAGAACGUGCUUUUGAUGGUUGUGACAUAUUUGUCUUCCACACAACAGCAACCAGUAUCGUGAGAUGUUCCAUUGAAUAAAAACUUGUCACAUGUUCAGAUUUACAGAUCUGUGACUUCACAAAUUCACAACUGAAACAUCACAGGCUUGGGCAAGAGGACAGUGUCCCAAUGGAUUUUCUUAUCUGAUCAUGAUAUUGUGGAUACCACCUGGAAUUCAGGAAAUAGAAGUUUGUAGAGUGUUGCUUCUCAGUUUCUUGGCAUCACAGGCAGUAGAUAUGUGUUUUUUUGGUUGCUAUGAAUUUCUUGCAAACCUAUUGGCAAAGGCCUAAUUUCACAUUUAACAAACUUAUUUUUGUUGAAAAUAACAUUUUCUUGCACCCCUGUGUUCCCCCGAAAGUGUCAAUGGGAGGUGGAGUACGGUACAAUAGCAACCCUCCAACCCUCACUUAAGUGACCGUUCUUCGUAUGAGAAUAAGGGCAGUGAGUGUUGACGGGCUGGCAAUGGAAGAAAGUGAGAAUAUCCCAGAGUUCCUCCCUCUAACCCAAGGGGCUAAGGCUAAUUGUCACAGCCCAAGCUAUGCUCUGGCUGUGGAUUGAACCUGGGGCCAUGUUAUAUAGUGUAUUAAUCCACUAAGUUAUUGGGAGGGAAACUAAGUAUUUAAUUUGAAGGUAAGUGUCCUUUAAUGUUGCAAAGCUAUGGUUUUAAACAAACUUCUACUAUUCCAAAAUGAAGUGCUACAGGACACCAAGGCAUUGCAAACACAGAUAAAUAUAUUUUCAGUGUCUUUCUUUAAAAAAAAUCUUUUUUUCAUGAGUAUGGGUAUUUAUGUUGUCAAUCAAGUUCUGGUAGUUGUACCGUGAAACUAUACUGUACCUGGGCAUCUACUACUUAUUUGUACACUGUUACCAUCAAAUUGAAAUUAAAUAAUUCUGUUUCUUUGCUUGAA